Molecule: messenger RNA, 6197 nt
Organism: Triplophysa dalaica
Lineage: Eukaryota; Metazoa; Chordata; Actinopteri; Cypriniformes; Nemacheilidae
Product: neurexophilin-1
Exons: 2
Coding region: 372-1217 (281 amino acids)
Molecular function (GO): signaling receptor binding
Source: RefSeq, a predicted model, not a curated record
CACUCGAAGAGUUUGCGCUCCCGUCAGGCUCGCGCACUGGAAAAAUGACCAUCACAAACAAAUAAAAGGCGGAUAAUGGAGAUGAUUUAACUCAAAAGCCAACAUUAAAUGGAGUAAAGCGGACGCCUUCGUCUCCUCUUUCAUCCCCGCGGAUAGCAAAGAUGAAGUGUUCCCUCAGUUUCCACGCACCUUUGGAUGCCACGCGCUCCUGUUAUCUCUUAAAGUAGCGAGUUUACCUUGACAGAAAGCAGGUGGGACUCCACUCACAGGAGAGUUUUGUCGGACAUGGCACCGAGUCUUUGCUGUUUUGGAUAAGGUACCAGGGAGCCGCGUCUUUUUGAACGGAAAGCCUGUAGAGGGAGACCGACGAGAUGCGCUCCGACCACAGCUUCAUUCUGCUGCUCCUCAACGGGACAGCGUGCUUGCUGGCUCUAGGACAGGAAGAUACCCACUCCUCUUCCUAUCCCUCAUCUGCAUCAAAGUCCUCCUCCUCUUCAGACUCCUCCAAAACUCUAGGGGUUUUGGGAACUCAGGGUUCUAUUUCCCCCCUGAGCCGCUGGGUAAUGCACAGCCGCGGCCGUGCCGCCAACACUUCGACGAUGGAGCUGCCCUACCGCUCACCUGUUCCCUUUUCCAAACAGGAAUUCUGGGAAAUGUUGGGCAGCGACCUCCUUAAACCGGACGCGGACAUGUCGGGGAGCUCCCGCGUCAAGCGCCGCCCCCCGAUCGUCAAAACGGGCAAAUUUAAAAAGAUGUUCGGAUGGGGCGACUUCUACUCAAACAUCAAGACUGUGCGCCUCAAUCUGCUCAUCACGGGUAAAAUCGUGGAUCACGGGAACGGAACCUUCAGCGUGUACUUCCGUCACAAUUCCACCGGCCAGGGGAACAUCUCGGUCAGCCUGGUGCCACCGGUGAAGGCAGUGGAGUUUGACUUAGAGCGCCAGAGCGUUGUCUACCCUAAAGACUCCAAGAUCUUCAACUGCCGUGUAGAUUACGAGAAGGUAGACCGCAGCAAACGCACCUCGCUCUGCAAUUACGACCCCUCCAAGACCUGCUUCCAGGAGCAGACACAAAGUCACGUGUCCUGGAUCUGUUCCAAACCCUUUAAGGUCAUUUGCAUCUACAUUUCAUUCUACAGCACAGACUACCGGUUGGUGCAGAAAGUCUGCCCAGAUUAUAACUACCACAACGAAAUGCCCUACCUACCCUCAGGGUAGAGCUGUGGGGGCGUUGAGGAGUUGAGGAGGGCUGGUCUGGGGAAAGGGGUUAGCAUAUAAAUGAACAGUUUCAUUAUUGACAAAAGAAGAGAUGGGAUGCUGACCUAUGGGACAUAUUUAAACAAUAUUAAAUGAAAAGACUUGAGCUGUCAUGGAAACGCCCCCUAAUGACACGAACCUUCUCUGUGACCUGUAGUUAUCACAGGUGGUUCUAUAAAGGUGAAUGUACAGUGUUGGAUGUGCUGCAGUCAACGUUUCGAAGAACCUCUUAACCUGGCAAAUGUGACCUGCAAAAACACAUAUAUGCAAAACCAAAUUGUCAGGCCCAGUUGAACAGUGUUUGCAGCUCAGGGUGGGAGGGGCCUCUACGUCAGCAUGACUCUGUGAUUGGCUGCCCUCAUCAGUGCUCAGUGUUAUAGACUUCUUAUAAAUACAAACAUUCACACCCCUUAGAUGAUGAAAAACAUACAUGCUGGUUAUCAUAGUCAACUAUGCAGUGGUGGAAGAUGUUAUCAUUUUUUUUGCAGUAAGAAUCGGAUAAGAUAUCACCACACAUACAAUACACCGCAUUGACACCGCUUUCCACCUUUAUAUAUAAAAAACAGAAAAUAAUGACAUGGAAAAUGAGGUAGAAAGAAAGACCUUUGUGGUAGUGCUGCAGAGGCAGAAUGCAAAAGUGCAAGAGCGAAAUGACCAGAUAUGAAAAUAAGAUAUGAGCCUCCCUUAUAUCAUUGAGAAAGCGAGAGAAAACAGGCAGGGCAGAAAGCACUUUAAUUAAAAAACUGUACAGAGAAGAAGAGAUGUCGAGUCUGCAUUGAGCCAAUCUCUCCAUUGUUUCCACUGUUACGAAAGCGCAGAAAAGAAGUUUUGUUUACUCAGGAUUCGUGACUUAGCUGAACGCAGGUUUGCUUCGUCCUUGUCUGAAUGUUUCCUCGCAGUCAGCCAGUUUAUCUGUGACAAAAGAGAAUUACUGUUCUGUUAAUUUUGCAUAAUUUAAUCACAUUGCAUUCUGAGAUUAACCUGCUUCAGGUGAUCUCUAGAUCUAGGCUUUUACUUUAACCUUCAAUGAGAAUACAGCAAAAAUACAAUAACUACAAUGAAAUAUUAUUUAAUUUCUGAGACCAAAUGUUUAAUAAAAAAGCAAAUAACUCAAAACGGGAAAACAGAACAUGUAAACUGAAGUUGUCAGGUGGCAACUGGGACAAAAGGAACAGAAAGAAUGGAAUGAUGGGAGGUAAAAGACUGCAGUGGGUGUUAUGACAUCUACAGUGACAAGCAGGUGGGCAUGACAAAAUGGAAGAGAAUAUGAAAAAGAAAUAGGUGACGCACACAAGAUAACAUAUAACAAAACACAGAUGAGAAAGGGAAAGAAUGAAUGUAAGAGAGUAAGUCGAGAUACAAAAAAACCUGAAAAACAAACUCCCGAUGCUAACUAGAGAAACAUAAAAGCACAAUACGGAACAUCAAAGUGUCUCACAAAUAGUUCAGGGAAAGCAGCGUUUUAUCAGUCCAUGAAAAUUUUUUUUUGCCUGAAGUUAAAUUCAGUACGAUGAAUAAACCCCUUUGGGGUUCUGUGCAAUUUAGUGAGUAAUGGAGAUAGAAACAUUCUUGUGGGUAGAUCAGUUUAUCCUUGUUCUUUAAAGACAUACCAUUUAUUCCCCUAUAAUCUCUAAAAUUGAUUAUUUUACAUACAGGCUCAUUACACAAUUCCUACAAAGGCCUUUUUAUUGUACCUCUGCUUUCCAUCAGAGUCCUGUAACACUGACAAAAGCACCAUUACACCACCAUCAUUGGGUCUCAUUUAGUAAAAUAUGAAACUGAAUUAAACUACUACAACUACUGACCUUAUAUUUCAGAGCAACACAUUGUUAGGUAAUAGCUGUUUCUGUACACAAAAGAACACUUGCAUGUAAACCUAAGUAAAUGAGACCUAAUGUUUUAAGUCAGGGAUACUGUACAGGGAGCCGGUUGUUAUCGCUGAAAUAAUUGCAUUAUUUCGCAAAAACAGCCGGCUGAUGGUACAUUAUCCCACUUAUUACACGGCUACUUGACGCAUUUGAAAUGUGAAUUUGAAAUAUUUAAUUAGCUCAUUUUUACCAAAUGCACACCUUUCACGAGGAAAAGCCGUUCACUUUUGGUUUAAAUGUUAGAAACGACGUUCAAAUGUCACGAACAGGCAAUUUGCAUUUAAUCAUUUGUAAAUAUAAUGUCAUAUAUGUUAUAAAAAGACAUAUUUAUAUUUAACUUGUCAAAAAAAAUGUCCAAAUGUUUAGCUGCAUCCGGUUUACCGUGUGUUGAGAGGUUGUUAUCUGGGAAUAACGAACCUGCAAAUCUCGCGACUGGCCAAAUCAGAAUCAUGCAUUCCAACAAGCCGUGUAAUAAGAAGUGCUUCAGGUGUUAUCAGCUAACUCAAGGUUUUAAUGAAUGAUCUAGGAACGUUUGAUCUGGAACGUUUGCUUUCUGUGUCACAUCUAAAAAGUGUAACCCCAUUUGUCCAGUCUGGUCAUAUGAAAUUUGCUGUCAGAUUCUCAGAGCACAUACUGACACAUGGAAAUAAAGCACCGUCGGUGCUCCAGGUUUUGCCCAGUGCAGGGAGUCUGGUCUGCCCUGCUGCUGAACUGUGCAGUGGUCUCAAAGCUCUCUGCUCUCCUCCCCCUGAGGUGUCGAUCUGGACUGAGCUUCCUAAUCUCCUGCAGCUUAACUAAACUACUGUCUGGACCGGAGCACACACAGACACAUCCUCCCUCCCUCCCUCCCUCCCUCACAGAUGCGUGAAAUUGCUUAAGUGGGAUUCAUUUGUUUGUUUUUGUUUCAUUUCUUGUUUUUGUUUUACUCGUUUAUUCUUUUGUUUGAUCUAUUUGUUGUGCUUCAUUUUUUGUUUUGUUUCUCAUUUUUGUUUUUCUUCGUUUUUUUCUAUCCUUUUAUCUUCCUUCCAUCCACCCCUCUUUCUUAUUCGCAAAUCCUUAAGCACCUCAGCAAAAGAUCAAAUAAUUUUCUUCCCCUCCUCAUGGUAACACAAUAUUUAAUUGAAGCCUCAUAACCCCCUCACCUAUAGCUAACAUCAAAACAUUAAGUGUUCUCCUGGCGCUCUACAAAGGGAGUUUGCUUAUUAGUGCAUGUGCGCUAAACUGCUGUUCAAAACAAUGUUAAACAACUUACAUGUUUUUUUACAAGGACGUGGCAUUACAAAUUAAUGUUUUUUAUUUCUAUCAAGUAGCAGUAUCAUAUCGAAAGCAACUUACACUCAAAGCUGGCUGCCAAUCUGUUUAUUCUUGUAUAGAGUCCCGACAGGAAUAGAUACAUUUCAUUCAAGGGAAACGCCUCCAAAACAACUCAGAACUCUCCCUCUGACUGCAGAAAGAGGGAUAAGACACUGUCACGCACUGCUGGGCGUUGCCAAGGCGAGGAUAAAAGUGGAGGAACUCUUCAGUUGUCAUAGCGACAGGGUCCUUGGCUGGCCUUUCGGGCUUGGACAGAGCAUCGGACACCUGGUCGAUCCUCAGAACCAGAACUGAGCAAGUGGGCUCUAAGCAGCAAACUGUGUGAUGAAACAUGUACUGAAUAGACAUAUACCGCACAUAAAUAUAUAAAUAAAUGAAUAAAUAUAUAUAUACAGUAUAUAUACAAUAAUCGAACUCUUGGGAAUCCUAUGAAGCUGUAUUACAUGUCAGACAUACAGUGGACUUUUCUCUGAUCUGAGGCUUAUCUGUUUAUUUCUCUAUUUUUUACAUUGUUUAUUUUACGUGUGUGUCAUAUUGAUAUAGUGUAUGGAUGACAAUGGUGGCAUUUAUUGUGGUUUACUGACAUCUGACAAAAAAACUGAAUAAAUUAGAAGGAAAGCACUGAGCUUGGCUGCCGAGCUCAGAGGGCUGAAGUGACUGCCGUCUCAUGUCUCGUCUUGUUUUGAAUGGUGAUUGACAUAGCGGGUGACAUGAGCAUGACAUGAAAGCCUAUGUUAUCUAUCUAUUUGCAUUCUUGUACUCUGUGCCCGUGGCAAGAAACAGUGAAAUAGGAGGCAAUAGUCCACAGGGACACAGAGAGAGAUAACAGAGUAACUGAAACAUUGCAUUCUAUACAAUAAACCUCACUUUACAUACAGUACUAUCAACAUGAACUCAAAUGUCUACUCCUCACUGUUUGUUUCUUUUUCAUUCAUCUGUUUUUUCUUCUUUUUGUUCAUUCUGUUUUAUUUCUCUGCCUUUUCUUCUAUUCUAUUUUUCUCUGUCUGUCUGUUUUUUCUUAAAAAUAUUUUUCUUUCCUUUCUUGCUUCAUUUAAUUUUUACUCUUUUCUUUCCCAUUCAUGUUUUCUUCUGUCCUCCACAUUUCUUUACCUUCUAUUAUUUGUCUUUCUUUCAUCUACUAUACCUACUUUCCCGCUUUUCGUCUUACUUUCUCUAUAGUUUUGCAUCCAUAAUGUGCAUUAAAUCUGUCCAGAAUCAUCAUUAAAUUGGACUUUAUAUAGCAUGCAGAUGAGCUUAAACAGGCAAAGAAUGAUGUCGUCGUAAAGCAGAUCAAUUACAAUCUUGUAGCUGACAGCGACCUCAGCCCCUCCCUUCAUCACACCCCCCCCAGUCUUUUUGUUUCAUCAUCCCUCUUCCCAAUCCAGUCUCUGGUGCAGCCUGCCUGAGGAUAACCUUGCAGAUAGUGAUGAAGCUGCUCUAAUUUAAGCUGCGCUCCCUCUCAACCCCACGGUAAUAGUGUAAUUCAAAGCAAACCGGUGGUGGUGCCCCACUGUACAGCGAGAGAGAAUAAAACAGACAGAAAAUGCAGAUGAAAGAGUGUGAAUGGUAAAAGUGAAUAAUAAAAGUUGAUGAUGGAGUUGAACAAAACUAUUGGACAAAAAGACAGGGCUGUUAAACAUGUCAACAAGCUAAUCAAGUUAAUAGAUAAUUGCCCUGUAUAUCGAUGCUUAUAAUGACGGUUUCAUUUGACGCACACGCCUGGCCCGAAGUAAACUUCCGGUCUGUGUUUGGUUAUUGG